Messenger RNA from Arvicola amphibius (Eurasian water vole), 2679 nucleotides. RefSeq names its product Rho related BTB domain containing 1 (gene Rhobtb1). Lineage: Eukaryota; Metazoa; Chordata; Mammalia; Rodentia; Cricetidae. The record is from RefSeq and is a predicted model, not a curated record. Gene Ontology annotation, biological process: small GTPase-mediated signal transduction. Gene Ontology annotation, molecular function: GTPase activity; GTP binding; protein binding.
CACAUGCUCAGAGACGUCUGUGCGGUGAGUGGCCGUCUGUCUGCGUUCCCUCCCUGCUCCAGAUGCCACCCAGACAUUUGAACCCUCCCAGAGAGAAGAUGCAGUGGAGGUCAGCGUCUCAGCACAGUGGCCAGGCGGUGACACAGAUGUUAAGCUGAAGCAAAGCGAGCUGCUGAUGGGAGGUCUUACAACAAAGAGGCAUCUAGAGGCACACCCUUCACCAGACUGCCUUCAGUAACGAGAACGGAAUUGAAGCUUAUUCUCCCUUUUGCAUGGUGAGUCCAGCUGCGUGCAGGGACUUCUGUUCUUCACUUCCAGCGAGCCAGAGCUUUAUAAAUGGACGCUGACAUGGACUACGAAAGACCCAACGUGGAAACCAUCAAGUGCGUGGUCGUGGGCGACAACGCGGUGGGGAAGACACGCCUGAUCUGUGCCCGGGCGUGCAACACCACGCUGACCCUAUACCAGCUGCUGGCUACCCACGUGCCCACCGUGUGGGCCAUUGACCAGUAUCGUGUCUGCCAGGAGGUCCUGGAGCGAUCCAGGGAUGUCGUCGACGAAGUGAGCAUUUCUCUCAGGCUUUGGGACACUUUUGGAGAUCACCACAAAGACAGGCGUUUCGCAUACGGCAGGUCUGAUGUUGUGGUCCUCUGCUUUUCAAUCGCGAACCCCAACUCCCUAAAUCAUGUGAAAACCAUGUGGUAUCAAGAAAUCAAGCACUUUUGCCCUCGAACGCCUGUCGUCCUGGUCGGCUGCCAGCUAGACCUCCGCUACGCCGACCUGGAAGCUGUCAACCGGGCCAGACGCCCCUUAGCAAGGCCCAUAAAGAGAGGUGACAUUUUACCCCCAGAGAAAGGCCGAGAGGUGGCAAAGGAACUCGGCAUCCCUUACUAUGAGACCAGCGUGUUUGACCAGUUUGGCAUCAAGGACGUGUUCGACAACGCCAUCCGCGCAGCCCUCAUCUCCCGCCGGCACCUGCAGUUCUGGAAAUCCCACUUGAAAAAAGUCCAGAAGCCUCUGCUUCAGGCGCCCUUCCUACCUCCGAAAGCCCCUCCCCCGGUCAUCAAGGUCCCUGAGUGUCCGUCCACGGGGACCAGCGAUGCCGCCUGUUUACUGGACAACCCUCUGUGCGCCGACGUCCUCUUCCUUCUCCAGGGUCAGGAGCACAUCUUUGCGCACCGCAUUUACCUCGCUACCUCUUCUUCCAAAUUCUACGACCUUUUUUUAAUGGAGUGUGAGGAAUCCCCUGGUUGGGGUGAAGGAGCUGGUGAAGAGGUACCAUGCAGGGAUUGUCAGGGGCGGGUGCAAAGCAUUAGCCCAGCCGAGGAAGGGGAAAUAAGUCCCCAGAGGACCCCUCAGGCUGGCCCAGGGGUCUCUUCAGGCCAGGACCUGUUGGAGAGUCUGACUUUGCAGACCGAAGCCUUGGGUUCUGAGGCACAGGCCCUGUCCGGCUGGAGCAAGGGGUUUGUCAGCAUGCACAGGGAGAUGCGGGUCAACCCCAUUUCAAAGCGGGUAGGCCCAGUGACUGUGGUCAGGCUGGACUCGUCGAUGCAGUCGGGCCCUUUCCGGACCCUGCUGCGAUUCCUCUACACGGGGCAGCUGGAUGAGAAGGAGAAAGAUUUGCUGGGACUGGCUCAGAUGGCCGAGAUCCUGGAGAUGUUCGACCUGAGGAUGAUGGUGGAGAACAUCAUGAACAAGGAAGCCUUUAUGAACCAGGAGAUCACGAAAGCCUUCCACGUCAGGAAAGCCAACCGGAUCAAAGAGUGUCUCAGCAAGGGCACGUUCUCAGAUGUGACAUUUACCUUGGAUGAUGGAGCCAUCCGUGCCCACAAGCCACUACUGAUCUGUAGCUGCGAGUGGAUGGCCGCCAUGUUCGGGGGGUCCUUUGUGGAAAGCGCCAACAGUGAGGUGCAUCUCCCCAGUAUAAACAAGAUAGCGAUGCAGGCGGUGUUGGAAUACCUCUACACCAAGCAGGUGUCGCCCACCUUGGACCUGGACCCCCUGGAGUUAAUUGCCUUGGCAAACAGAUUUUGCCUGCCGCACUUGGUUGCACUUGUAGAGCAGCACGCCGUCCAGGAGCUCACAAAGGCCGCCAUGAGUGGAGUGGGUAUCGAUGGUGAAGUGCUCUCUUACCUGGAAUUGGCACAGUUUCACAAUGCCAACCAGCUAGCCGCCUGGUGUUUACACCACAUCUGCACCAACUACAACAGUGUUUGCUCCAAGUUCCGCAAGGAAAUCAAAUCUAAGUCGGCAGACAACCAGGCAUACUUUGAGCGGCACCGUUGGCCCCCCGUGUGGUACCUGAAGGAGGAAGACCACUACCAGCGAGUGAAGAGGGAGCGGGAGAAAGAGGACCUGGCGCUGAAGAAGCACUAUUCGAGGAGAAAGUGGUUUUUCUGGCACUCGUCCCCAGCUGUGGCCUGAAGGGGACCAAGGGGGUCGUCAUGCACUCUGACCACCCCUACCAUUGACAGCUCUACUGUUAAAAAAAACAGUCUCCUCAGCCGUUUGCGCAGUUAGGGUUUCGGGCACUGGCUUUUCCACUUGCGUGCGUUUAUCUCCAUCAGGAUCAAAGCACAAGCUCGCCAUCCACGAGCCUGGACAUAAAAGGAAGCUGACUGACUCACCGCAUUCCUUCAGCCCAUACCUGUCCUUUUUAUUUUUUAUAUUUCGGGGGUU